CACCGCGCAUCCCGACCCUCAAGGCCGAGGCUUCCGAGUUUCCAGAAAGGCAGAGGACAGAAUUCUAACUUACUGGAAGGUGGAUCCAACCGCGUCUCCGCAGGUCACCGGGGCCGCCAACAGCCUUUCGGCGUGGAAAUCCACUCAGGGGGCUCCGGGCGCGUGCCGGGGCCCAUCCUCGCUCGCGGCCCCUCGCUGGUCCUCCGGGUCCCGGCCGCCUGGAGUCCGCCCGGCCCGCGGGCCCAUGUGCUCGGCGGCCGCACGCGCUCGGCCCGCUGGAGCGCGGGGCUGGAGGGCGGCCCGUGACGUCACGGCGGCUCGCGCUCCGGGCUGCGGGGGAGGGGAAAGCGCGCGCCGCCCGACUGGCCGCGUGCGUCCUCGGCCCCAGCGCUGCCCGCGCCCCCGAGCUCCCCGCCGCCCGGCCCGCCGCCCCGCGAGCCCCUCCGCCCGCGGCCGGAGCGGCUCGGGGCAUCUUGCCGCGGAGGGCCGCGCCGGAGGCGGGGAGGGCCUGGGCCGCCGGGGGCCCAGAUGGCGCGGGGAGGGCACGCGCCGCACCGGGCUGCGGGUCCUGGCCGCGCUCGCGCCGCGGCCUGAGGGAGCCAGCUCGAACCCCGUGGUGAUGCCCAUUCACUUGCGUGCAGCGGUUUCAGCAGUCCUGCUCUCUGUCUCCCGCCCCGCCCCCAGGGGUCCUGGAGGCAGAGAGUCUUCCCACUUGCCAGAUGGAGAAGGCGAGUUCACUGAAAUAGGUGAACUAAGAUCCUCUGAGAUGGGAGCACUUCGCGCAGAAGACCCCUGGCUUAGCUCUAUCCCUAGUGAUCUGGACGCCUCCUUGGGUACCACCAGCAUCUGCGGGCCUGAGCCCAGGACCGGACCGAAGCAAGGAGCUGUCUCCGUUCAGUUCAUCAUCUAUGGAGCACUUAGGGGAACCAGGCGCCCUGCUAGGCGAUGGGGACACAAGCCGUAGAAGGAGGUCACAGUCCGGUGAAAAGAUAGACACACAAGUGUGUGAUUUCAACAUUAUGGAAGCGAAGGCUGCCUCUCUGUCCCCCACCCAGUGCCUUACCUCCCGUAUCAUUUUAACCCACCCAGCGGCCUUAGGCCCCUCCCUCCCUC
Balaenoptera acutorostrata (minke whale) is the source of this 1113-nucleotide messenger RNA. RefSeq lists its product as uncharacterized. The record is from RefSeq and is a predicted model, not a curated record. The transcript has 2 exons. NCBI's taxonomy places the organism in Eukaryota, Metazoa, Chordata, Mammalia, Artiodactyla, Balaenopteridae. Bases 245 to 964 code for a protein of 239 amino acids.